AUGUCUCAGAAAUCCGCUAUCGUCUCCGUCUACGACAAAACGGGACUGCUCGACUUGGCCAAAGGCCUGGUCAAGCAAAAUGUCCGUCUUCUUGCCUCCGGCGGUACUGCCAAGAUGAUCCGUGAGGCUGGCUUCCCUGUCGAGGAUGUUUCCGCCAUCACUCAUGCCCCCGAGAUGCUGGGCGGCCGUGUCAAGACCCUCCACCCAGCUGUCCACGGUGGUAUCCUUGCCCGUGACAUCGAAUCCGACGAGCAGGACCUCGCUGAGCAGAAGAUUGCCAAGGUCGACUACGUUGUGUGCAACCUGUACCCCUUCAAGGAGACUGUUGCCAAGGUCAACGUGACUAUCGAUGAGGCUGUGGAGGAGAUCGAUAUCGGCGGUGUGACUCUGCUCCGUGCUGCGGCCAAGAACCACAAGCGUGUGACCAUUCUGUCGGACCCCUCUGACUAUCCCGAGUUCCUCAAGGAGCUCGAGGCAGGCGAGAUCACCGAGGCCAGCCGCAAGCAGUAUGCCCUCAAGGCUUUUGAACAGACUGCUGACUACGACUCCGCUAUCUCGGGCUUCUUCCGCAAGGAGUACGCUGGCAAUGGACUGCAGCAGCUCUCUCUGCGGUACGGUACUAACCCGCAUCAGAAGCCUGCUUCCGCUUUCAUGGUGCAGGGCAAGCUUCCCUUCAAGGUCCUGAACGGCUCGCCUGGCUAUGUCAACCUCCUUGAUGCCCUUAAUGCCUGGCCCCUGGUCAAGGAGCUUAAGCAGGCUCUUGGUUUUCCCGCCGCUGCCAGCUUCAAGCACGUUUCUCCUGCCGGUGCUGCCAUCGGUGUCCCUCUGAACGAGAAGGAGCGCAAGGUUUACAUGGUUGAUGACAUCAAGGGCAUCGAGUCUUCCGGCCUGGCCCAGGCCUAUGCUCGCGCUCGUGGUGCUGACCGUAUGUCCAGCUUUGGAGACAUCCUUGCCCUUAGCGACAUCGUCGACACCCCUACCGCGAAGAUCAUCUCGCGCGAGGUGUCCGACGGUGUUAUCGCCGCUGGCUAUGAGCCUGAGGCUCUGGAGAUUCUCUCCAAGAAGAAGGGUGGCAAGUACCUUGUCCUCCAGAUGGACGAGAACUAUACCCCCUCUCCCGAGGAGACCCGCACUCUGUACGGUGUGCAGCUCACCCAGCACCGCAACGACGUCGUCAUCUCCCCCAGCAAGACCUUCAACAAUGUCAUCACCCCUAAGAACGCCCCGGCUCUGCCCGAGGCUGCCCUGCGCGAUCUGACUGUCGCCACCAUCGCUCUCAAGUACACCCAGUCCAACUCUGUCUGCUAUGCCCUGAACGGCCAGGUCAUCGGUCUCGGCGCUGGCCAGCAGAGCCGUAUCCACUGCACUCGUCUGGCCGGUGACAAGGCCGACAACUGGUGGAUGCGUUUCCACGACCGUGUCAUCGGCAUCAAGUGGAAGCAAGGCACCAAGCGCGCUGACAAGAGCAACGCCAUCGAUCUACUGUGCUCUGGCCAGACCCCCCGUAACGACGCUGAGAAGGUCGAGUAUGAGCGUGUCUUCGAGGAGGUCCCCGCUCCCUUCACUCAGGAGGAACGUGAUGCUUGGCUCCAGAAGAUGGGCGAGGUCGCAAUCUCUUCUGAUGCCUUCUUCCCCUUCAUCGACAAUGUCUUCCGCGCUGCCCGCUCCGGUGUCAAGUACAUUGCCGCCCCUACUGGCAGCCAGAAUGACACUCCCGUCUUCGAGACCGCCGAGAAGCUGGGCAUCACCUUCGUUGAGCAAGGUAUCCGUCUGUUCCACCACUAA
Molecule: messenger RNA, 1785 nt
Organism: Penicillium macrosclerotiorum
Lineage: Eukaryota; Fungi; Ascomycota; Eurotiomycetes; Eurotiales; Aspergillaceae
Product: phosphoribosylaminoimidazolecarboxamide formyltransferase/IMP cyclohydrolase
Exons: 4
Coding region: 1-1785 (594 amino acids)
Biological process (GO): 'de novo' IMP biosynthetic process
Cellular component (GO): cytosol
Molecular function (GO): IMP cyclohydrolase activity; phosphoribosylaminoimidazolecarboxamide formyltransferase activity
Source: RefSeq, a predicted model, not a curated record